This is a messenger RNA of Myotis lucifugus (little brown bat), 1374 nucleotides long. It is a transcript of the gene NUDT5, whose product is annotated as nudix hydrolase 5. Gene Ontology annotation, biological process: ribose phosphate metabolic process; nucleoside phosphate metabolic process. The transcript is spliced from 11 exons. Gene Ontology annotation, cellular component: nucleus. Gene Ontology annotation, molecular function: ADP-ribose diphosphatase activity. Bases 378 to 1037 code for a protein of 219 amino acids. Lineage: Eukaryota; Metazoa; Chordata; Mammalia; Chiroptera; Vespertilionidae. The record is from RefSeq and is a predicted model, not a curated record.
GUUGGACGGGUGCCGGGAGGGCGCGCGUGCGUAUCCUCAUAACUGCGAGCGCGGCUACGUCUCAUGCGGUGGCACCGGCUUCCCUGGAGACUGCAGCCUCGGACUCGUGCAUCUUCUUUCGUCUUCCUUCCCUUCACCCCCCCCACCUUGGAAACGAAAGAAAGGACUAGCUGCUGAGAAACCUGGCCCUUGACUCGCCUUGGGCUUACCCCAGGCACCUGUGCCUAAAGACGCGCCUGUUAGAGGUCUCCUUAAAAACUUCACACCUGACUGCUCCAUCUAAGCAGUUUUAAAUUGGAAAAGGAAGAGCCGACUGCAGGCCUCUCUAAAAGUGUCAACCUCUUGCCUAAGAACUGGAAAGACUGACUAGUUUGAACAUGGAAAACCAAGAACCAGUGGAUUCUUCUGGAAAAACCAAACAGUUUACUAUUUCAGAGGAGUUAAUUGCAGAAGGAAAAUGGGUCAAGUUUGAAAAAACAACUUACAUGGAUCCUACUGGUAAAACGAGAACUUGGGAAACUGUGAAACGUGCAACCAGGAAAGGACAGUCGGCUGAUGGUGUGAUGAUUAUCCCAGUACUGCAAAGAACUCUGCAUUAUGAAUGUAUCAUUCUGGUGAAACAGUUCCGUCCACCCAUGGGAAGCUACUGCCUGGAAUUCCCUGCAGGUCUCAUAGAUGAUAAUGAAAGCCCAGAAGCAGCUGCUCUGCGAGAGCUGGAAGAAGAAACUGGCUAUAAAGGUGAUGUUGCUGAAUGUUCUCCAGCUACAUGUAUGGAUCCAGGUUUGUCAAACUGUACCACACACAUCGUGACAGUAACCAUUAAUGGAGAUGAGGCUGAAAAUGUAAGACCCAAGCCAAAUCCAGGAGAUGGAGAAUUUGUGGAAGUACUUUCCUUACCAAAGAAUGACCUGAUGAAGAGACUUGAAGCACUGGUAACUGAAGAACAUCUGACAGUGGAUGCUAGAGUCUAUUCCUAUGCUCUGGCGCUGAAACAUGCAAAUACCAAGCCAUUUGAAGUGCCCUUCCUGAAAUUUUGAGGCCAGAGGAGAGUAGCCAUGUUUUUGUUCUAUAAAUGAGACCAUAAGGUCUCCUUCACUAAGACUUUGUAUUCAGCUAAGUUUGAUGGAAAUGUAAAAUUACCUUUUUCAUAAAAUAAGAUCAACAAAAAAUGCAUAUGGUGGUAUGGAAUUAUAAUUAUAGGUAGGCUAUUGCCUUCAUUUAAAUGCUAAAUGCAAAUAUGUUUAAUCCAUUUUUUUUAACUUCAGCUGUUAUCUAACCUAAUCCAAGAAAUAGGGGUUAGAGAGACCUGAAUUCUAAAUUAGGUCAACUACUCUUACCUCAAACUCCCAACAUAAAAUUCUAUAGCCGAUGGCA